Molecule: messenger RNA, 348 nt
Organism: Vicia faba (fava bean)
Lineage: Eukaryota; Viridiplantae; Streptophyta; Magnoliopsida; Fabales; Fabaceae
Source: the annotation of a GenBank genome assembly
AUGAAUAUGUUGUUCCCUUUAAGCUCUGAGAGCAUUUUAGGUUGUGUUCAGAAGAAUGCCCAGUUUGUCCAGUGUGUUAUAUGUUCUCUAGAAGACACGACCACAAUAACACCGGGAAAGGUGAGUAUUAGUGGAUAUGCAGCAUCAGGUGGUGGCAGAGGCAUUGAGAGACUGGAUGUGUCUCUUGAUGGAGGGAAGACUUGGAUGGAAGCUUCAAGGUUUCAAAAAAGUGACAUUCCUUACACAGCAGACACAAAUGGCAACGGUGACAAAUGGGGUUGGGUGCUAUUUGAGGUCACAACUGAAAUUCAACAAAGCACUGAGAUUAUCGCAAAAGCGUGGAGUUAG